This is a messenger RNA of Opisthorchis viverrini, 4599 nucleotides long. RefSeq lists its product as hypothetical. Bases 1 to 4599 code for a protein of 1532 amino acids. The record is from RefSeq and is a predicted model, not a curated record. Lineage: Eukaryota; Metazoa; Platyhelminthes; Trematoda; Opisthorchiida; Opisthorchiidae. The transcript has a single exon.
AUGGAACGUCAUCAAGGUAAAACAGUCAGCGGUGGCUCGAUGAUCGAAAAAGAUCCCAAACGAGAGUGCACUUACACCGUAACUUCCCAAGGAAAGUUGUCAAGCCAGAAGCAUGCAGAUCGUCGUUGCAUCAGUUCACUGCAAGGGCAACCAAAUCGUGCUUUUUUAUUACGCACGUUAGCUUGUCGAAACUUACAUCAUGACACGCACGUCGAUAAAACUUAUGUUUCGUCCAGACCUGGUCGAAUGCCACCAACAAUCUAUACUACUAGUCCUUAUGGUCACACUGGACGGCCGGAGGCAUUUGAGGCCAAUCUACGUCCGAAAUCAAGUGCACGUUCACAUACGGAAUUAGAACAAAGGCAACAAGCCCCGCCCUUGUGUCCCUCAAAAAGUGCACCUCCAAUCGCAACGUCUGAUAGCUUGCUACUCCAAAUACCGAAGCCACAAUAUUUGGCUGCUGAACGAACCGAAAAAGAAGCUCAGACUUCGCCCAAAAGCGAAUCCGCUCAGAAGGGAAACGCUGGUGUCGAAAAUAGUAACAAGGUUACCGUAAAUGAGUGUGUGGAUGGAUAUAGAGUGAACAAUGAGGAGUCUUCAGAUGCCGGCCAAUUACGACUGUUUGACAACACCACGUUGAAUGAAAAAACCCCAGUUCCAUACAUUGGUCCUGCGGUCGAGGACGACAAAGCCUUCACAGGAACUUUCUCCUCGUACGUUCGCCACUCGAAAGACUCAGACAAUGAUAGAAAUAAACUGGAAUUAAGUCCCAAAACUAUAGCAUUGUCUAGGGAUGCACAUGGCGACAGAAUUCCUUCAAGGGCGUGCGUAAGAUGGGCUAAUGAACAAAAAACUGCCAGUGGGAAAUGUGAAAAGGUUCUUCCAAAAGUAUAUGACUCUUCUGGUUUUCGCGGUGAUCGCCGCGAAGUGAAUUCCGGAUUGUAUCGUUAUAGAGGAGAUGUGGAUACUUAUAAUAGGGAUCCUCUGCGGAAAAUUCUGAAGCAGCACGAUUUUCGAGGAAGUAAUGAGGUACGCUGUAGAUCCACGAAAACUAGACAAAGUGGUCUUAUUCAGAGAAUCAUUCGGUGUAUAACGGGUGAAACAACUAGGGAAAGGAAUCCAGUUGAAGUUUCACAAUCUUCUACUGAGCCCAUUUCACAGAAAGAAUGGCCGCCGGGAUCGCUCAGUCAGACCACAGACACGGAUUGCGAUUCCAACCAAAACAAAACGGACGAAACAGAUAACACUGUUAGAGAUACACUAGAAACUUUCAGUCGGGUUCGUGUACCCGCCGACAACAAAAGAGAUCACAAUGUAAUACGGGCUCGGUUUUACUCUAACCAAAAACAAAUUAAUGCAAUCAAAACACGUCUGGUUACUUUGAGCAGACAGCAACUAACUGGUGCCAAAAAUGCGAAAGAAGAAUUCUGUCAAAUUCACGAGUCGCUGACAGCACUAGCCAAAAAAAUCGAGUUAAUGUCAACCACACUGGCUGAGCAAAACACAAUGGUGCAAGAAUUGAACAAGGUUGUCCAAGAUCUUCCCAGUAAAAUCACUCCAAUUACUCGACAUCCAAGUUCUAUCACACGACCGCAGUUUGGUGCGAGAAAGCCAUCUAGUGAUCAGCAUUUGGGUGUCCGUACGAAAAAUUAUUCAGGAAUACAGGUUCGAAGUAGGUCCGUUGCACGCUGCGACCAGAUUAAUGCUACUUCCUCGGGUGAGAGACAAGAGAAGCAUCCGAAUUUCAUGAGAAGGUCAUCUUCGACAAAUCUACCCACACCAGGUAAAGUUUUUAGGCUGGCAGAAGAACCCGAUGCGUCUAGGAGAGCGUGUUCGGUAGCAAAACACGAAGAUGAUAUGCUGAUUUUCGAUGCUGCCCCACGACAGUCGUCAGAUGUCUCCAGCCCAACAAAUGAGGAUCUACCUAGACCGGUGUCUCAGAUCGGCAGACAGAGCAGUACAUCGAAACUACUGAAAAAAAUAAAGUCACCCAGAAAAUUCACCCCUAAUGAGCAAGAUGUUAACCAAAAAGCCCAACCCAGCAAACCAAUUAGUGAAGUAGAAGAAUCUGUGUUUGAUAUUAAUCCCACCGACUUAGUCAGCUCGAGUCCAUCGAGUCGAUGUUCUUCACCACCCACCUUGCCCACCAUGAUUGAAGGUCCGAAUUCCAAAAGUAUCAAUGAACCACCACAGGGACUGCAGCGGUAUUAUCGUAUUGCUUAUGUCGACUCAGAAAGCGCAACACAAUCCAGAGUGGGACAUAAAUUAGCAGCUACUGCGCCAACCGGCUCAAGGUCCACCGAAUUCGGUACUGGCGGUAUCAAAUCACCAGAUGCACCGAAAGCUACGGAAAUCUUGAUUCCUAGAAAUUUCGUGAACCCAAACCACGCCAAAGAGACUAUUUCAAAUUUGUCAAAGGAGCAGCCAGUUAAAGAAAGACUGACAGUGAAUCCCGGAUCGCGACUUAACUACAGCGGAAGGUCUGUUUGCAGGAAGUCACAUAACGGAAAUGCAAGCGGAGAUGCGUAUUCUUUGAGGAAGAAAAAGUCGUUAAACCAAGUGCCAACGAAUUCGCAUAACGGAACACCACACACCGUUGUUGGCGGCUCAGGAGACGCGAGUAUGGAGAACACAAGAUACCAGCAUCGUUCGAACCGGACAACAACACGUAAGUUAUCUCCCGUAUUGAAUAAUAGUACUAUCACAGCUAAUUCAAAGCGAGUCUGGAGAAGUGAUUCAACUGCCAGGCCUAACUGCUCCAAUAAAAAUAUCUGCUCCAGCAUUUCGGAGCAGUCGAACCUACCCGAAACUCAAAUUCAGUGGACGCAGUUCGGAACACAACAAAUUUAUCCAUCAGCCAAUAGUUCAGGGCAUUUCGGUCUUCGCUGUUCCAGUUAUGAAAACCACAAUGUAGGCUUUUCAAAGAAAUCACCGGCGGAUGCGGCUGGUAAAACAGUUCAUCGAUGGCCAUCUCGUAUUGGGGAUUCAAAUAACAAUUGUGCCGAAUCAAGUGAUUUAGGACCAACUUACUUGGCUGAUGGGACAUCUUCAAAGUGUACAAAUAAUUCCCAGAAAAACGAUCGACAAAGGCUCGAUAUUGAGAGACGUAAACAAGCAGAUACAUUCCACUUCCUCAUGGCUCCACUUCCGGACCACUGUAAAGCGGCGCAGCUUUCGGCAGGUCAAAUAAAACCCACGGUUUAUGCGCUCCCGGAGCCAGAUAAUGUACCUACAACAAGUUACACGACACAAAAACUCCAAGCCGGGCGCGAUGCGAGACGAACUGAGGCUGAGAAAAAAUGGUGUGAGGAAUUAAAAAAAUUGGGCGUUAGAAAGUCUGAGCAGGAAAGAGAAGCACCGGCAGGAGAAAUCCCAUCCAACUUUGGGGACCAAAAGUUUCAAGAGCUAGACGAAAGAUCUGACACCAAAGACCCAGACGGCGCAAAAGAGGAGACAUGUAAAGUAGCGACGAUGUCCGUGGAUUAUAAAGAGCGACGAAGGGAAAGACUAGAAUCCAAGGUUCAAGAAGAUCUGAAAGCAAUACUAGCCAUGACGGAACAUGCGGUGGCGGAGAGAAGAACCUGGUCAUCUAAAUACGGACUCCAGGAGGCUAAACGAGACGAAAAAAGAGUAGAAUCUUCGUCAAAAAUAGAAGCUACGGCUUCUCAAGAAGUCAGUACCAGUGACCAACCACCAUCUCUCUCGAUAUCGACCGCCGGAACUGUCACUCCAAACGGCGAAGAUAAGGCGAUUGAAGUGGAUGCAUACAGCUUUAUGCCUAGUUCAAAACUCGAGGAGAAGACUACUAAACAGGCGAUUCCAUCGGUUUCUGUAAACAUUAAGGAAAACAGUAGUGAGGAUACUGUACCACCUUUCACCUAUCCAUUUGUACAGCCCUGCAAUACGGAACCAUAUCCGUUUUCUCACUAUAUUCCACUUUCCCAUACCAUUUCGAUGUCUUCCAAAGCAUCACGUGAUCCUCACCACCAUUGUGUACCUUUCGCGUGUGCACCAAGAUGCUGCUGCUUUAACCAGAUCAAUCCGGUUUUUUAUUCGCCUAACCAGCCUUGUUGUUGUGAUAGAAUUAAGGUCCAACACACAUGUGAAAAAUGUGGCGCACGGUCUUUGUCGAGACGACAGCGAUCACCUUACUCGUCUUCCUCUUCAAGUGAAAACAGCGAAUCAAAUGACAGUUCGUGUUCAUCCUCAGAAACCUCUUCAGUGAGCUCUUCAAGUUCAACCAGUUCCUCGUCAUACUCGGGAUCCGCUACGCCUAAAUUGAGACGACCUUGUGCCUCUUAUUUACCUCAUCCAACAUGUGCGAGAGAAGAUUCAAUCACGAUGUAUCAGACUGCACAGAAUUCUCAUCACACUUCAACACACCACGUAGGGUCUGCACUUUCCAAUCCGGUAACAGUGUAUGGAGAGCACGGUCGUAUUUGUACCCACGGGUCCUAUGAACAGUUAGUUUUUGCCCAUCCAGUCACACAAGGUGUCAGUAUAAACCAGGAGUGCAGCCAAAAGAAUGCUUGGACAACGCACGGUCGAACAACGUUAUUCAGACGAUGCAACGCCAGUACGAGGUACCCCACAAGGUAA